AUGGUAAGAAAAAAGAGAGUGAAACCUGAUCAGGAUGCAAAAGAAACAAUCAUAUCAGGCAAAGACAAAGCCUUCAUUGAGGGACGAGAAAUUGACACAUUUAAAGGGAGGGGUGUGUUUGCUCUGGAACAUAUUGAACCAUCCACUUUUGUAGUUGAAUACCGUGGGAUUCUCUCUCAAAGUAAACAUGUUAAAGAUUUUCAAAGCAACUACUUGUUUGACUUUACAUGGAAUGGAACAUCUUAUUGCGUUGAUGCUUCCAAAGAGGACGGAACACUUGGACGACUGGUGAAUGAUGAUCACAGAAAUCCAAACUGUAAAGUAGAGACAAUAAUUGUAAAUGGAACACCACACCUGUGCCUGUUUAGUAUUAGGGAUAUCUUUCCAGGUGAGGAGGUAACUUACAACUAUGGGGAUUCUUCUUGGCCAUGGCGUUCAAGGGAAUUACGUGACGAGACAUCGGUGGAAUUGAGCAAAUGCGGUGUGCAAACAUCCACACAAGAGAAAGAGAACGAAUUAUGUGACGAGACAUCGGUGGAAUUGCGCAAAUGCAGAGUGAAAACAUCCACACCAGAGAAAGAGAACAGUGAAAACAUCCACACCAGAGAAAGAGAACGAAACAAAACAAGGAUGGAGUUGACCCAGGAUGAGGCAGAGAGUUCCACCGGAAAAAGAAAAAUGGAUGAAGUGGAGAACUCCAGAGAGGCCAAAUCAAGGAGAACUGUGAAAAGGCCAUGGAGCCCAAAUGAAGUGAAUGCUGUCAUGAAGUAUUUCAAAGCACAUAUUUUAAAGGGAAGCCUCACAACAAAGGCAGAGUGUGAGCAGUGCAAAACUGCAGAGGACCCUGUUCUUAGAGAAAGAACGGUACAGAAUAUAAGGGAUUUCGUGAGGAACCGAGGUUUGCAGUUUAAAAAGAAAAAUUCUUAG
Molecule: messenger RNA, 927 nt
Organism: Tachysurus vachellii
Lineage: Eukaryota; Metazoa; Chordata; Actinopteri; Siluriformes; Bagridae
Exons: 9
Coding region: 1-927 (308 amino acids)
Molecular function (GO): protein binding
Source: RefSeq, a predicted model, not a curated record